AUGCGUAAGGGCCCCAAGAACCUCACUAUUGGAGUUAAGCUACCAGACCAUCACAUACAGGAGACUCCAGGACCAGGGACCUAUGAAACCCAACGGGCUUUUGAGGUAAAGCCAAAGGCACUCUCGUUCUCCGACAGGCAUGCAGAUCCUUAUGAGCAAGAACGCCUAAUGACGCCGAGUCCGACACGUUACAACCCGUCUUUAUCCCUGAAGCAGGUUCAGGAUAAGGUUUUGCCAUGCACGUUCAAGUCCAGCGUGACUCCACGAGGCCCAUUUGAUGAUCUGGCCCACACGCCAGGUCCGUCAGCAUACUCUGUCAAUGACAGCAUGACAACACCUCGUGCAAGCAGGGCUUGUAUCGGAAAUAAGCAACCGGUUAGCUAUGACAAUCAGGUCCCUGGCCCUGGUUCAUAUGAUAAUGUUAUGAAAGAGUACAUAGAGAUGACGACACCAUCAUCUCCUGCUUUCACUCUGCACGGGAAGCUUGAACACGGCGGACCAUUUGACGUUCAUGCGGUGAGGGAAUAUGCCUCCGUAGGCCCAGGAACAUACACACUGGACAAGCUCGUUAGCAACGGCGGACUUAUUUUGCCCCACGCUGCCAAUCUUUCUGGUAGACAUCCCGAUCCUCUCGAAAGGGAAAAACAGCUUACGCCAGGCCCGGGCUCAUAUUUCAAGGAAGGCGCUGGCGCACAGACAACUCCGCAAUACGAUCCGCUGGGGACCAAGGGAUGCAAAUUUGGAGUACGGCCUGCAGAUCUUACCUUCAUCUCAUCACAGUCUGGAUUAGGAACACAUGAUAAUACUGCCGUGGGUCCAGGGACUUACACACCUAGAUCAGUGACUCCGCGCACUCCUGGGGGCGUACUGAGCUUCAAGCACGCAAAUCCUUUACGAACCCUUGGAGAUGGGCCUGGUAAAUAUGAUAUUAGCAGCGCAGUUACCGCAACGCUUCCCUCGUCACCGCAGCCGACUAUGCAUAACGGUCGGGCCAACGACUUAAACAGCCCAUUUACAACCCGCUUUGAUUGCAGCUGCCUAGGUGGGCCUGGUACAUAUGCUUUGGGGGAGAAGCUUCGAGGUAGUAGGCUUCGGGGUGCGCGCGCACUGAUCUCUAGCGACACUUCACGAGGGUCUUCUAGUGGUAGGGUAGGCCCAUCAAUUGGGAUACGAUAUACACGGAUACGGCAGCAGAAUACUCCUGGGCCGGGUGAGUAUGACAUAUCUUCAGCGCCGCGUGGACCCUCGUUCUCAUUUAGAUCCCGCACCCCUUUGGCGGUAGGAACAGGUGAGCCUAUGAAGUAA
Messenger RNA from Giardia duodenalis, 1305 nucleotides. RefSeq lists its product as uncharacterized. Lineage: Eukaryota; Fornicata; Diplomonadida; Hexamitidae. The record is from RefSeq and is a predicted model, not a curated record. The coding region runs from base 1 to 1305 and encodes 434 amino acids. The transcript has a single exon.